This is a messenger RNA of Punctularia strigosozonata HHB-11173 SS5, 5339 nucleotides long. RefSeq lists its product as uncharacterized. The transcript has 2 exons. NCBI's taxonomy places the organism in Eukaryota, Fungi, Basidiomycota, Agaricomycetes, Corticiales, Punctulariaceae. Gene Ontology annotation, molecular function: protein binding. The record is from RefSeq and is a predicted model, not a curated record. The coding region runs from base 892 to 3426 and encodes 844 amino acids.
GUCGUCCUCCAUAACGUUUUGUCCGCCCGACCCACGGCCAGCUCUUCCAAACUUCUUGUAAACAUGGCACGGCUUACAGCUCAACGUGUGCUACACGAGACGCCGAGUUCUUCCACGCGUGCUCAGGGGAAACGGAGGCAGAACUCUGAGGACGAGGAGGGAUGGUCAUGGGUCGGGCAUAUAGCAAAAGUUGCUACCACGGCACAUUCGCGAUGGCUAUAUGAUUAUCAGCGUUCAUUUAUGGGGCAAGGGGAUAUACGGCGACGGGCGCAGUCGUAUAGGCCUGUGGAAAGAACUUCGCUCCUCCGUGCCCUAUCGCCCAGCACGCAAUCACGCCGAUAUCCCGGUCGAUGCUCAUGGACACCGCCUGCAAAACGUCACGCUUCCUCAUCACCCGCUUUCGCACCACACGCUCCUCAUCCCAUCGCUGGCAGCACCUCAUCAGCUCUGGAUCAUUUCCGCAUCGCCGCGGCCCUGCCGGACCCUCGAUUUGACCCGGAAUCUGCAUGGAAGGCAUAUGUCGAUGCACAGCGUCACGAUCGAACGGAACGUCCAUAUCCUCAAGAGACCCUAGCUUUUGCCGAUCGACUCGUCACGCUCCUGGAAGAACGCCGGGACCCGCAGCUGAUACAGCAUUGGCGGGAACGUCUGCAUGCGUUGCUACGCGAUGUGGCGCCGGAUAUUGAGGAAUCUGCUGUCCUUCGUCAGCAUUCGAUAGCUGCACGCACUUAUGCGGCCAUCGGCGAUAUCGAUGACGCGCUCACGUACGCGCAUCGUCUCGCCCAAUUCACGACCACCGACGAGGAUCACAUCCUUGUGAUACGAACCCUCGAGAGCGUGUUGUUCGCCAGCUGGUAUUUUGACGGUCCUCGCGACGCAUUCGUGAUGAUCAUGGAGCACUGGGAUCUAUGGUACUCCUACAUUCAUUGGCGGAGAGAUCUCCAGUACUCGGCGCCCGUCACGCGGCAAGCCCUCUCAUUUCUGGAGCUGGUCUAUGACGUGAUAGAGGUCAUGGGUAGUCCAGUAACCCUGCUUCAGCAAGCAAGAUCACACUGGGACAAGCAAACACGGGACCGCGCCUGCGAACUGCUAAUACAGGUCUUCUGCCAACGGGAAAUGGGCGAACAUGCUCUGGGCGUGUUGGAUGAGAUGCAGGACCAAGGCCUGGACGCUCCCGUGCGGCUGAAAUUACGGGUCGUCCGCGCGCUUGUCAAGUCCGGCAAAUUCGAGCUCGCGAACCCACUUUUCUCCGGGAUGGCCGCAGAAGGGCAGCGAUUCAGAUUCUACCAUUCCACCGGCCUGUCUCUUUUCGCGCACCAGGGCAACGCUUCCGACGCGAUCCGGUUCUAUGACCACAUCCAUCGGUUUUUCGGAGGCGUUUCGAACGCAGACAAAGCACUCCUCCUUCACGCGCACGCCGUCAAUGGCGAUACUGAGAACGUCACGCGUCUUUUCGCCGACCUGUUCCAGAAUAGCAAGUCCUCAGCGGGGUCUCCCACCAUUUACCAUUAUACGGCGGUCAUUCUCGCACAUGUACAGCGUGGCGACUUCGAGGGCCUCAACGCCUGGCUCGAGAGGAUGUCGCGCGCGGGAAUCCAACCUGACGUCUACGUCUACACCGUCAUACUCAAAAGCUUCGCCAACAGGAAGGACGUAGACUCCCUCGCGGCGGUGCUCGACCAGAUGCACGAAGCCGGCCUUCCUCCGAACGCCGUGAGUUAUACGACCGUCGUCAAGACGCUCGCGGACCGGAAGGACCCCAUCACCGCCGAAGCCAUCUAUAAGCGGGCGAUCAGCGAAGGCAUUGUCCCAGAUUGGCGCAUGAUCGCCGCGCUCAUGAACGCUCACGUCGAAGCGGGUUCGUGGCGCGGUGUCAUUCGAGCCUUCGACUACCUCAAGCAGUCGCCAACCAGCCGAAUCUCGCUCAACAUCGACAUCUACAACACUUUGCUCAAGGCAUACGUGUUCAUCGGUGCCCCGUACAGGGUCGUAUCGGCGAUCUUUCACAAGCUCAACGAGGCCGGCCUGCGUCCGGAUCGAUACACCUUCGCCCUUCUGAUCCAGUCGGCCUGCGAUGCGAACUUGAUGGACAUCGCCAGCAGCAUCUUUGUCGAGAUGGACCGACUCAGCGAGCAGUGGCAUUCAGACUUGCACAUCAACGCGUACGUGAUGACCAUCAUCAUGGCGGGCUAUCUGCGCCGGGGCGACAAGCUGCGGGCAAAGGCCGUUUACGACGAUAUGCGUACGCGCGGCAUUCAGCCAACAUCCGUCACGUUCGGUACUAUCCUCAAAGCCUACGGCGGCGAGGGGACGGAAGAGAGUAUGAAGAUCGCCGAAAGCUUCCUAUCCAGUCUCAUGGCGGAGGGCAACGACCAGAGCUGGAUGCACAUCGAGAGAUCACGAGCGGAGGCGUUGGAGGACGUCUACGCUCCCUUGAUGGGUUCUUAUCGGCGGCGCGACAGCCCCGCUGACGUGGAGAGGUUGUUUCAACGGUUGUUGGACGCCGGCGGAGAGCCCACGCUGGGUACUCUAACCAUGCUCAUGGACGCCUACCGUCGGACCCGUAAUUUGGAGAGCGUGCAGCAGGUAUGGCCUCAGAUCUUCCAGAUGGCAUUGCGGUACUCUCGUGUGGAUGCGCUCUUCCCCAAGAAUGGAUCCGCAGGCGAGGUGCCACGUCGGCAGUCGAACGUACUCUGCGUGCCGCUCUCGAUCUACAUCGACGCUCUCUCCAUGGCCGGACAACACAAUGAGGUCGCGGGGGUUUGGCACAAGUUGCAGGUGCACGGCUUCUCCUUCGACUCGCACAACUGGAAUCACCUCGUCGUUGCCCUCGUCCGCGCAGGGGAACCGGAGCUGGCGUUUGAGGUCGUGGAACGGGUGAUCCUACCGUACCAGGACCAGGCCAGGCAACUCGCCGAGCAGCGUAACGACAAGCCGGAUUCGCCGCUAUUCUAUGACGACGCGGUGGACAGGGAGGAGACGGUGCUGGACCUUCCUUCCGAGUCCCCGUUGCGCCGGAGCAAGCGUCGUCGGGAGAUGGUCAAGAGAUCGACGCGGAAGACGCGGAACUUGCUCGAUCUCAGCGAGAACGAAGAGCAGAACUUCGAUUACGCGCAUCCACUGCACAUUUUGCAACAGGUCUCCAUCCAGUGGAACCAGUGGCGUCCGCACGGUGUCACGAUUGGUGUUCUGAGCAACGUGCUUGAACACUUAGAGUCGGGAUCGAUUGUCCAGCCAAUAAGACCGCCGGGAGAGGACCCACCACCGGUGACGGAUUCCGAACAGGAGCCGUGGUCUCGUGCCGCCAUCGCUAGAGAGCAACUCUCUCGCAUUUACAGCGACUACCCACGGACAGUGAUGGCCAUUGACGAAUACCUUCGCGCCGAGACUCGCGGCCUCCAAAAGAACCGACAUAAAAUAUCAUAAAGCGCCAAUACAUUAAUUUGCAUGAUAGCACAAACACACGCAUGGUACACAAUAGCGAAGAUCGGUGUUUCAAAGUCACCGCCAAUAAGUUGUGUCUAAUCGUAACCGUCGUCGGACCCGCCCGAGUCGGAAUCGUUGCGCUUCCUCCUGCGACCUUUGCUCUCACCAUUCUUGCUCCGCUGCAGUGCAACAUUAGUUUGAUAUGCCGUCAGUCAGCGCAGCCAGCGACGUGGCGACUCACCAGAGGCAGUUUUUGCCCUUGGUUACCGAACGCGAUCGAGAGCGCAGUAGUAUCUGCCGCAGCGAGGUGUUUGGUCAGACGCAGUGGCUUUUUGGCAGUGGGACGAGACGAGUCUAUGCUUACCCGGCACACCCGGAAAGCGCUUGGCCGAGUAGACCACGAACGGUUCCGUGAAGAUCUGUGCCAGUAUCGGUGAUACACCAGUCUGGACUUGGUAGGGGACACCCGGUAUGUUGGGCCUGCGAUCGCCACGUCAGCGCACCGGUCUGAAGUAUAUACGACGUGGGCACGGUACGCACGGUCCGAUGUGCAUGAGUCGCAAUCGGAGUCGAAAGGUCCCUGCGCACGCAAAAUCAAGGAGCAGGUUUCAGCGCACUGUGUGGUUCAUACCGGCCCAAAGACAGCGUACGUACCUUCCGUGCGAACGGAGAGGUCCUGGAAGAGAAAGAAGAUGCCCGGCUUCCGAUGCUCGUCCAGCAGGCGACACGCGUUCGCGGAGAGCGGGCCGACGAGCGUACGCGUGUAGGUAUGGCGGGGGAGCGAGGGCAUGUCGGACGCCGGGAGCGGGGGUGGGGGCGAGUUCUGCGUGCUCGCGCUCGAGGACGGCUGCUGCGGAGGGUACUGCGGCGUGUGGGUAGCACCGCCGUACACGGAGGCGGCCAUGGACGCCUCGUAGUGCGAUGCGGGUACCGGGGGCGCCGCGAAGGGCUCCUGCGGGUAGCGCGGCUGCCCGUACGCGUCGUACGGGUUCAUCCGGGGGUCGGCGGAGAUCGCGGAGGGGUACGGGUGGGAGGCGCGCAGGCUCUGGGAGGGGUCGAGCGAGAAGGGGACGGCCAUGCCAGGGGCCAGAGUGGAAUCCUGCGAGCCCCAGGGUCUGUAGGAGGGCGCCGCCGAUGGCAUAUCCCGGGAGUUUGCCCACGGGUCGACCAUGGGAAUGCCGGAAUUAGACAUCGAUGAGGAGGACGCGUUGCGCGACAUGGAAUUGAUGGAUGGGAGAACGGCACUGUUGUACUGCGAGGGAGCGCGAUCGGGGACCUGGGUGCCGUAGCCCCAUGUAUUAACUUGUGGUUGAUGCUGUGGUGUGCCGUAUGGAUUAGAGUGAGCGAAUGUAAAGGAAGACGGAAGCGCGGAUGCGGAUUGGCUUUGAGGGAACGGAUAGGCGGGUCCGUAUGACGAGUUUGAGGGCGUCAGGAUCGGGGUCACCGACGAGGACUGCUGCUGGCGCUAGAUGUUAGCCAUGCAGCAGCCGAAGAUGCGAACGACGUACCGAAGAAUCCGCUGGAGUACGUCCGUGAUAGGAUGUGUUCGGUAACGAGUCGCUAGGCACGGUAGGGCUCUCCCGGGUAGAUGGGCCUGUAUUACCGCGCCGUCGAUGCUUGGGUGUAUGGCUGCUCGCAUGCCUGUCAGCGGACGACGGAUGGAGGACGAGGUUCAUCUCCUUGUUGCCGUCUUCCGACCAAAGGUCCACGGUGACCACGAAGAAGGUGGGAUCUAUCUGUCUGCACGGUCAAAGUCGGCGGUAAGCUUCUGGGUCGGUCGCAUCGAUGGCUUGCGCGAAUAGACCUACUCGACGUCUAUUACAUUAUUGUCCUUGGUCCUCACGAUCAUCUUCGCUACCGUAGCUGGUGCUAUAGGCCGUCGAUCCUGUGAUUAAUGAAACGAUCAGAGUCAC